This is a messenger RNA of Larimichthys crocea (large yellow croaker), 3167 nucleotides long. RefSeq names its product AFG2 AAA ATPase homolog A (gene afg2a). The coding region runs from base 109 to 2805 and encodes 898 amino acids. The record is from RefSeq and is a predicted model, not a curated record. Lineage: Eukaryota; Metazoa; Chordata; Actinopteri; Sciaenidae. The transcript is spliced from 17 exons. Gene Ontology annotation, cellular component: cytoplasm. Gene Ontology annotation, molecular function: ATP binding; ATP hydrolysis activity.
UUACGGUAAAAUGGAGGCGGGAUUAAACUUUAACCAGGAAGUUUACAACAGCGCUCCGUGUUUACACAUGUUUGCACGUUCACGUGGAGAAAAAAAGUCACUAUAAACAUGUCUUCAAAGAAAAAUAAAAGUAAAUCGAAGAAGGCGAGUGAAGGGGAUAGUUCACUCUUACUGAAGGAGGACUCCAGUCUGCAGACAUCCAGCCACGAAGGAGGAAGCUGCAAACGAUUAAACAAUUCAUUCACUGUCAUGGAUUUCAUUGACAAAGCUGACGACAAAACACCCAAAAGUUGCAGAUCAACUUUAGCCCAACUGAGCCUCAAUUCAAUGAAGUCAGCCAGCGUUUGCAUCGGGAGACCGGUCCUGCUGACGAGUACCACAGGACGGCAAGAGGUGUGUUUAGGAUGGCCGGUUGGCUCCUUUCCUGGUGGAAAAGUUGGUCUUCAGAAAGGUGCUCAGAAUAACCUCAGAGUGAAGUCAGGGGACGAGGUGAUGCUGCAUCCAAUAACAGGUCCCGUGCUUCAGGCUGAGGAGGUGCUGCUCACUAACAGGUCAAAAGAUGACACACUGGAGACAGAUGAGUUCAAGAACUUCUUUCUGAGGUCUCUGGUUGGGAACAUCAUUUUGCCAGGAAACGUCAUCUCCCUGACUUACUUUGGCCGGUCCUGCAGUCUCCGGGUCGAGACCAUAAAAGGGGAGGAUGGUGGAAUCCUCCACAGACCAGCUCCCGUUCCAGGACUGGGCCCUGACACGGAGGAGUCCUCUGUGGUGAACUCUGUGCUGGACUCCACGUCAGUUGACCUCUCCCUGCAGCUCAGCUUGCUCACUGUGGAUGACAACAAUGCCGAUGGGGCACCAAGCACUCCUGGAGAGCCAGGACCUGCAGCCAGCACCCCACGACGACCAGCCAACCUGCCUUCCCUCUCCUCACCACCUAGCCCCUGCACCCCUUCCUACAACUCCCAGAAUCCUCCUAUUGGGUCAGAGGAAGAUGUUGUCAGUCCAGAGCCCUCACUUAGCUCAGAGCAGGCAGAGAAACCCCCCACAGCUCCCCCUGGUGGUGCUCUGAGUACUGACACCUUCUACUGCCUCUCCUGCUCCACUAAAGUCAGUUUCAGAGACAGAGCAGGACAAGAGGAUUCAGACACAGAGGCUAAACGGUCAAAGGUCACAUACAGCAUGAUUGGUGGGCUCAGCAGCCAUUUGGAUGUCAUCAGAGAGACAAUUGAACUCCCUCUGAAACACCCUGAGUUGUUUUCCAAGUACGGGAUCCCACCUCCCCGAGGAGUCCUUCUGUACGGUCCCCCGGGCACAGGAAAGACUAUGAUUGGACGAGCCAUAGCCAAUGAGGUUGGAGCUCACAUGACCGUGAUCAACGGCCCAGAGAUUAUGAGCAAAUUUUAUGGUGAAACAGAAGCAAGGCUGAGGCAGAUCUUCACUGAAGCGUCUCAGAGAAAACCUGCAAUCAUCUUUAUUGAUGAGCUGGAUGCUUUGUGCCCAAAGCGAGAAGGAGCGCAGAAUGAGGUGGAGAAACGAGUUGUUGCUUCUCUCCUGACUCUGAUGGAUGGGAUUGGAUCAGAGGGUCACUCGGGUCAGCUCUUGGUCCUGGGGGCCACAAACCGGCCCCAUGCCCUCGACCCUGCCUUGCGCCGACCAGGACGCUUUGACAAGGAGCUGGAGGUGGGAGUUCCUGGUGCUGCCGAGCGUGCAGAUAUUUUGCAGAAGCAGCUGAGUUUUGUACCAUGUAGUGCCACCGCGGAGGAGCUGAGGCAGCUGGCCGAUGCUGCUCACGGUUACGUAGGAGCUGACCUUGCAGCUGUUUGCAAAGAAGCAGGUUUGCAUGCACUGAAGCGGGCACUUGGAGGUUCCCACCAGCCAUCAGACCAGCAGCUGAUUGGGACGGUGACCGUCACUCGGCAAGACCUCCAGUGGGCCAUGUCUGUUGUGAAACCAAGCGCCAUGAGGGAGGUCGCUAUCGAUGUCCCCAAGGUCCACUGGUCAGACAUCGGCGGGAUGGAGGAGGUGAAGCUGAAACUGAAGCAGGCUGUGGAGUGGCCUCUGAGGCACCCUGAGGCCUUCACCCGCAUGGGGAUCCAGCCACCUAAAGGAGUCCUACUUUAUGGACCCCCAGGCUGCUCCAAGACCAUGAUAGCCAAGGCACUGGCUAAUGAAAGUGGACUGAACUUCCUGGCUAUUAAAGGUCCUGAAUUACUGAGCAAGUAUGUCGGCGAGUCCGAAAGAGCCGUCAGAGAGGUGUUUCGGAAGGCAAGGGCCGUCGCUCCCUCCAUCGUCUUCUUUGAUGAGAUUGACGCGCUUGCCAGUGAAAGAGGAAGCUCCUCGGGCUCCAGCGGUGUAGGCGACCGCGUCCUGGCUCAGCUCCUGACAGAGAUGGACGGCAUCGAGCAACUCCGAGACGUCACUGUGCUGGCCGCCACCAACCGGCCCGACAUGAUCGAUAAGGCUCUGAUGCGUCCAGGUCGCCUCGACCGAAUCGUGUUUGUGCCUCUUCCAGAUCCUCCAACCCGCCGAGAGAUAUUUUCUCUCCAGUUCCGAAAUAUGCCUGUUGCCCAAAAUGUGUCCCUUGACGACUUAGUGACUCAGACCGACAAGUAUUCUGGAGCAGAGAUAACAGCAGUAUGCAGAGAGGCUGCCCUCCUGGCCCUACAAGAGGACAUCAAAGCCCAGCAGGUCGAGGCCAGACACUUUGAAAGUGCCUUGAACACUGUGAAGCCCCGGAUCCCGGACUCUCUCAUCCAGUCGUAUAUCAGCUAUCAGCAGCAGCACAGCGGCCUGUGCUUCUUCUGACCAUGAAGGAACUUUUUUUAUUAUUCUAUCAUUAUUUUUAAAAAACCAAAAGGUUUUCAUCCGUCUGCUGGACGAGUUACAAACAUAUGAUGAAACACUGACAUAACCACCAGCUGAAACUUAAAUGUUGAUUACUCUUUUGGAGCUGCUAUGCCAAGUUAUGCAGCUGUUGUUCCAGUUUCUGUCCUACGAUUCCUCGAAAAACAAAUAUGGGACCGGUUUGUUACUGGUAGCCAUCAUGACAAACAGUUUCCCUGAAAUGCUUUCAUUUCAAAGAACACUGUGCACACACACAUGUAUGUUGACAGCCCAGCAGGACGGUAUAUUGUCUGUGUCAUGUUUGAACGUAAUAAAAUAUUAAU